AUGAAAAGCCAAAAUUUGACAGAAUUCAUUUUACUUGGACUAUCAGACAUCUUGGAGUUUCAAGUUGUAAUUUUUAUAUUUCUUUUCAUCACUUACAUAUGCAGCAUCAUUGGAAAUCUGACCAUCAUCACCCUCACACUACUGGAUUCCCAUCUUCAGACUCCUAUGUAUUACUUCCUCCGGAAUUUCUCCUUUUUGGAAAUUUCCUUUACAUCCACUUUUACUCCUAGACUUCUGUUUAGCAUCUUAACUGGGAAUAAGACUAUCAGCUUUGCUGGAUGCUUCACUCAAUAUUUCUUUGCCAUUUUCUUUGGGGCCACAGAGUUUUACCUUCUGGCAGCCAUGUCCUAUGACCGCUAUGUGGCCAUCUGCAAACCCCUACAAUACACCACGAUCAUGAACAACAAAGUGUGCACACAGCUGGUUCUCUGUUCUUGGUUAUGUGGAUUCCUGAUAAUUUUAUCCCCAAUCAUAUUGACUAGUCACCUAGAUUUCUGUGCCUCCAAUGUGCUGAAUCAUUAUUAUUGUGACUAUGGACCCCUCAUAGAAAUAUCUUGCUCAAACACAAGUGUAUUAGAACUGGUUGACUUUAUCUUGGCAAUUAUGACCUUGGUGGUUACACUGGUGAUGGUGAUUGUUUCCUACACAAAUAUCAUGAAGACCAUUCUGAAGAUCCCUUCUUCUCAGCAAAGGAAAAAGGCAUUUUCCACAUGUUCUGCCCACAUGAUUGUCAUCUCCCUUUCUUUUGGAAGCUGCAUUUUCAUGUACAUAAAGCCAUCAGCAAAAGAAGGAGUUGCUUUCAAUAAGGGAAUAGCUUUGCUCAAUACUUCCAUUGCCCCUUUACUGAACCCAUUCAUUUAUACUUUGAGGAACAAACAGGUAAAACAAGCCAUGAAGGACAUAUCUAGGAAAAUAUUACAUCUAUAUUCAUCUUAG
This is a messenger RNA of Octodon degus (degu), 936 nucleotides long. Its product is annotated as olfactory receptor 6C4-like. The coding region runs from base 1 to 936 and encodes 311 amino acids. Gene Ontology annotation, biological process: G protein-coupled receptor signaling pathway. The record is from RefSeq and is a predicted model, not a curated record. Gene Ontology annotation, molecular function: olfactory receptor activity; G protein-coupled receptor activity. NCBI's taxonomy places the organism in Eukaryota, Metazoa, Chordata, Mammalia, Rodentia, Octodontidae. The transcript has a single exon. Gene Ontology annotation, cellular component: membrane.